CUAACAAGAAAAGAAACUGAUCAGCAUCCUUCGGCUCAGUAUAAAAGGGGUGGCAGUCACGUUUCGUCCAUCACAAACUUUAAUCAUGCUGACUCCAAGACAACUACUGCAACCAAGUUUUGCGGGAAUGUUGAUGCAGAACAUCCGCAUCGUCUUUUCAAACCUGUGGAUAUUUGUUUGUAUGCUUAUAUCAGGCGCACGGGGGCAAGAAACACCUGUUAGCAACAAACAGCCCAUUAUUCUUACCAAGGAUGAAAAUGAGGGACCGGAUGCUCAGCUAACAACUCCGAAAAGUGUAAACUACCAUUUUACCAGGCAGUGCAACUACAAAUGCGGCUUUUGCUUCCAUACGGCAAAGACAUCGUUCGUCUUACCUAUUGAAGAGGCAAAGCGAGGAUUACGACUUCUGAAGGAAGCAGGAAUGGAAAAGAUCAAUUUCUCAGGUGGAGAGCCGUUCAUGCACCAGAGGGGAGAUUUCUUGGGACAGUUGGUGCAAUACUGCAAACAGGAGCUGGAGCUGCCGAGUGUCAGCAUCGUCAGUAACGGCAGUUUAAUAAAGGAAACCUGGUUUCAGAAAUACGGUGACUAUUUGGAUAUUCUGGCAGUUUCUUGUGAUAGCUUUUAUGAGGAGACCAAUAAAGUCAUAGGUCGAGGUCAAGGAAAGAAGAGCCAUUUGGAUAAUCUCCAUAAAGUUUGUAAAUGGUGCCGGGAAUAUAAGGUGGCGUUCAAAAUCAACUCAGUAAUCAACACAUUCAAUGUGGAAGAAGAUAUGAGAGAGCACAUCACUGGUCUAAACCCAGUUCGCUGGAAGGUAUUCCAAUGUCUGCUAAUUGAUGGUGAAAAUGCAGGGGAAAACAGUCUCCGUGAGGCAGAGAAAUUUGUCAUUAGUGAUCAGCAAUUCCAAGAAUUUCUGGACCGCCACCAGAGCGUCAAGUGUCUGGUUCCAGAGUCGAAUCAAAAGAUGAGAGAUUCCUACUUGAUUCUUGAUGAAUAUAUGCGUUUCCUGGAUUGUCGAGAGGGAAGAAAAGAUCCCUCAAAAUCCAUUCUGGACAUUGGUGUGGAAGAGGCCAUCAAGUUUAGUGGUUUUGAUGAGAAAAUGUUCCUCAUUAGAGGAGGGAAAUAUAUCUGGAGCAAAGCAGAUAUGAAACUGGAGUGGUGAACUUUUUACUCAUGUGUCAACAUGGAUGUUUAAUUUAAUGUUAAAUGUUAAUGCACUGAAUGUUUGUAAAUAUUGUUGCAUGUACAUUGCCGUAAAUUACAGACAUUUAAUAUAGAUAAACAGAUAAUUUGAUGGUAUUGGUGUAUAAAUGCUUGUAUAAAUUAUUUUUAGUAAAUUCAUAAUAUAUGUAUUUUAUUUUAAACUUUAUUAUAUUGUAUAAAUGUUAUUAAUAAACAUAUAUAUAUAAUUUAGCCUUUGAUUUUAUCUGCACUUUCUUGUUAGAAUUGUUUAUACAGUAAUAAAAGAAGUAGUUUGCAGGAAAGUACCACAUAAGCUAUUAUAUUUCUCAAUAUUUUAAAAGCAUUAAUAUACUUUGAUAGAAAUAAGACUUUAAGUUUUAGUUAUCUAAUUUGUUUUCAUUAAGUAAUAAAUUCUCAGUUUAAUUUUUCAACAUUGUUUUAUUGUGUACUUGAAUGUUU
Molecule: messenger RNA, 1638 nt
Organism: Paramisgurnus dabryanus
Lineage: Eukaryota; Metazoa; Chordata; Actinopteri; Cypriniformes; Cobitidae
Gene: rsad2
Product: radical S-adenosyl methionine domain containing 2
Biological process (GO): positive regulation of immune response; defense response to virus
Cellular component (GO): mitochondrion; endoplasmic reticulum membrane; lipid droplet
Molecular function (GO): 4 iron, 4 sulfur cluster binding; catalytic activity
Source: RefSeq, a predicted model, not a curated record